CUCUUCAGUUGAUGGUGAACACAUUCAGUCGUCUGAUGAAGUGGCAUUACACAAGUGUCGGCCACUCACUUCACCUAACAGUGAUACAUAUAUAUAUUUAUUUUUUACUUCUCUCCACCACUAGAUCACCUAUAUAUAUAUUUGCGGGUGGAAACUUCUACCCUUGAUCUGUCCUAUUUUGUUGUUGUUAUUCCCUUUGUUAUUUCUUUUCUCUACCCUUCCGUUUACUUUCUCCUUCGUGCCCCUCCCCUCAUCUCUUUCUGUUGUUGCACGAUUAUAGUUUCAACUGGUUAUGUUACACUAUGCGGUCCGGUUGACUGUGACAGCCUGCUCUGCUCCAUACAUCUAUCUAGCCAUGAUAUAGGUAAGGAAGAGUCUAUUAUUAUUUUCAUUGAUUAUAACCACGGGUUUGGUUUGACUAAUUAAUUUUGACGACGUGGAGGUUUUCAUUCUUACUGUUCAGCUAAACAGCAUAAGAAAAAAGUCUUUGAGGAGAAUGCUGCAGAGAUAGGUAACAAGAGGAUGCGCCAUAAGCACGUGGUGGGCGUGGUCAUCACCGUGUUCCUCUCAUGGAACCUCCUGACUUACUACGUCCUUGUGUCUCGUCAGCACGGAAAGAUGGAUUCACCAGAGACCAUCCGAGACCGGUUGAAAAAGAUAGAGGAAGACAUCCACCAGCAAAUGAACGAGAACGAAAAAUUACUGAGGCAACUCCAAAGAUACAGAAAAACGUCUGGUCAUAAAGGUCAGUUGUCCAAUGGCAAUGGUUCGAAAGUGAAUCAUAACAAUAUCUUUGAAAAACAUAUCCGAGACUUUCCGACCACUAGUCCUGAAGAAACGGUUCUGCCUGUUUUACUAAUAGCCUGUGACCGUACACAAGUCAGUCGUAGCCUCGAUCAGUUGAUCAAAUAUCGCAAGGAUCCUCACAAGUUCCCUAUAGUGGUCAGCCAGGACUGUGGACACGUGAAGACGUCGAUGACCAUUGAUCGAUACAAGGACAAAGUUACACACAUCAAGCAUCCUGAUUUGAGUGACAUCAACCUGCCAUGGCCACAGACCAAAUUCCAAGGUUACUACAAGAUAGCCCGACACUACAGGUGGGCCAUCAAUCAAGUAUUAGUGAAACUUAAUUUCUCAGCUGUGAUAAUUGUUGAAGAUGACCUUGACAUAUCUCCUGAUUUUUUUGAAUAUUUUGCUGCCACUUACCCAAUUCUUCGAGCUGAUCCCCUGCUGUGGUGCGUCUCUGCAUGGAACGACAACGGCAAGGACGGAAUGGUGUCUAAUGAUGCAAACCUCCUCUACCGUACAGAUUUCUUCCCUGGUCUUGGAUGGAUGAUGGAACGGAGAACAUGGUUGGAGUUGGAACCCAAGUGGCCAAAAACAUUUUGGGAUGACUGGAUGCGCCAUCCGGAACAGAGGAAAAACAGGGCCUGUAUCAGACCCGAAAUAUGUCGAACAAGUACUUUUGGCAAACAAGGAGUUAGCAAAGGCCAGUUCUUUGACAAACAUCUCAAAUAUAUCAAACUAAAUCAACAAUUUGUGCCUUUCACCAAGAAGGAUAUAUCCUACCUCAUGCAGGAUAAGUAUGAUGUAGAUUUUGUAAACCGAGUGUACAGUUGUAUGACUGUGACAGCAACAGACGUUGUAAACGGCAUCGGCAAAGACAAGAAAUGUCUCCGAGUACAGUAUAACACCAAAGAAGAAUUCAAGACGUUUGCAAAGCAGCUAGGCAUCAUGGACGAUCUUAAGGUGAGUUGAUGGCGUUCACCUACGU
Messenger RNA from Octopus bimaculoides (California two-spot octopus), 1774 nucleotides. Its product is annotated as alpha-1,3-mannosyl-glycoprotein 2-beta-N-acetylglucosaminyltransferase. Gene Ontology annotation, biological process: protein N-linked glycosylation. Gene Ontology annotation, cellular component: Golgi apparatus. NCBI's taxonomy places the organism in Eukaryota, Metazoa, Mollusca, Cephalopoda, Octopoda, Octopodidae. Gene Ontology annotation, molecular function: alpha-1,3-mannosylglycoprotein 2-beta-N-acetylglucosaminyltransferase activity. The record is from RefSeq and is a predicted model, not a curated record.